AUGGUCAAUCGUCCUCUCGUCCCUGGUGUCUACGUCCCUACUGUCGCGUUCUUCGCUGAGAACGAAGAUGUGGACGUCGCCACCGUCGAAAAACAUGCCGCCUACCUCGCAAAAUCUGGGGUCGCCGGUAUUGUCGUGCAAGGAAGCAAUGGCGAGGCAGUCCACCUCGACCGCGAAGAGCGCAACACCAUCACAUCUGCGACCCGUCGCGCCCUUGACUCUGUUGGCGCGACUUCCAUGCCCGUGAUUGUCGGCACCGGUGCGCCCUCCACUCGGGAGACUAUCAACCUCAGCAAAGACGCUGCGGCGGCUGGCGGUGACUAUGUCCUAGUCCUCCCACCAAGCUACUACAAGGGUCUUGUCUCAUCGGCUGCUUUACUCGAUCACUUCCGCGCCGUCGCAGACGCUUCUCCAAUCCCCGUCCUCAUCUACAAUUUCCCUGGCGCAUCUGCCGGGCUCGACCUCUCAUCUGACGAUAUCAUCGCCCUGUCUUCACACCCUAACAUUAUCGGCACGAAACUCACCUGCGGCAACACCGGUAAGCUCACCCGUAUUGCUUCGCAGGCUGGAUCUUCGUUCCUCACGUUCGGCGGCUCGUGUGAUUUCACUCUUCAGACUCUUAUUGGGGGAGGUGCGGGCGUUAUCGCCGGUACGGCGAAUCUCAUACCCCGCGCAUGCGUUCAAAUUAUGGAACUUUAUCGUGCCGGUCGCGUCGAGGAAGCCCAGAAGAUCCAGGCUAUCGUGGCUCGUGCGGACUGGCUCGCUAUCAAGGGCGGGUUUGUGGCGGUCAAGAGCGCACUGCAAUCCUAUCGCGGAUACGGACAGCAGCCGCGCAGGCCGUGCGUUGCACCUUCGUCGGAGGAAGCAGCAGCCUUGAAAGAUGCUUUUAUUGUCCAGCUAUCCGUCAUUGAUGCCCGAGGAUCUGGUAUUGGCUGGAACCAUCGAGUCACGAGGCUUGUACUGGUCGUUCACAAGCUCUCAGUGUAUGUAAAGACAGAGUGGGCCAUGGCUAUUGUUUUCGUCUUGCAUGAGCCCGUGUCGCGUGUACGCACGAGCUCCAAGGAGCUUUACAACCAUGCGCGGGGAAACUGGCCUGAGCUCGUGCGUUUUAUUCUCCGUGGCUGCUACGGAGUAUCCUUGUCUGAGAACCGGAUUGGACCAUUGGAUAGAGAGCAAUUGGAUCUCGAAGUUAUGCUCCGCGGUUUCUGGAAUCUCGAUGUGCAGGGUGGCCGCGGGAGCAUGCCAUUCCCGGCACCAAGCCAUGGUAUCAAAGCGGAAUGUCCCAUGGUCCGAGUGAUGGUUGUUUAUUAUAGUUCAACGUGGGGUUUUCGUCGUGAUGCGAGAAGUAGAUCGACGAUUCAACAUCAGGCGACAUCAGGCGAUCAGCUCUCCGAAGCUUCCCUGAGCUCUGUUAAUCAAGGCGCAACUCCGGACUACCAAAGAAUGGAGAAGAAGCGACCGAUAGCAGGCCAUGAAUAUCACUUUAAUGGUGUAGCAGCCAAGCCCAGAAUACGAGACGAACUGGUUUAG
Messenger RNA from Aspergillus mulundensis, 1530 nucleotides. RefSeq names its product dihydrodipicolinate synthase family protein. The coding region runs from base 1 to 1530 and encodes 509 amino acids. Gene Ontology annotation, molecular function: 4-hydroxy-tetrahydrodipicolinate synthase activity. NCBI's taxonomy places the organism in Eukaryota, Fungi, Ascomycota, Eurotiomycetes, Eurotiales, Aspergillaceae. The transcript is spliced from 4 exons. The record is from RefSeq and is a predicted model, not a curated record.